AGUGAUGAUAUAACCAAGAUCUCAAAGGCUGCCAAAAUAAUGGAGCGGAUGGUGAAUCAAAACAUAUUUGAUGACAUUGCACAAGAUUUUAAGUAUUUUGAGGAUGCCUCGGAUGAAUACAGAGACCAGCAAGGAACCCUCCUCCCACUCUGGAAGUUCCAGUAUGACAAAACCAAGAGACUUGCAGUUACCGCCAUCUCCUGGAAUCCAAAGUACAAGGACCUAUUUGCAGUGGGGUAUGGCUCUUAUGACUUCAUGAAGCAGGGCCAGGGCAUGCUCGUGCUCUACACUAUGAAGAACCCCUCCUUCCCAGAGUAUGUCUUCAGCAGUGAAAGUGGCGUCAUGUGCCUGGACUUCCAUAAUGACCACCCUUACCUCGUGGCAGUGGGCUUCUAUGACGGCAAUGUGGCCAUCUACCACCUGAAGAAGGCAACCUCCCAACCCAGCUACAAGAGUAGUGCUAAGUCAGGAAAGCACACAGAGCCAGUGUGGCAGGUCAAGUGGCAGAAGGAUGACAUGGACAACAAUUUGAACUUCUUCUCUGUCUCUUCGGAUGGGCGGAUUGUUUCAUGGACUUUAGUUAAGAAUGAGCUGGUUCAUACAGAUGUCAUCAAGCUGCCAGCAGACGGGUCAACGGUGCAGGGGCCAGAGGGGCUGCAGCUGCAAACAUUUGGCUGCGGGACAUCAUUUGAUUUUCACAAAAAGAUAGACUAUUUGUUUCUUGUUGGUACUGAAGAGGGAAAAAUCUACAAGUGUUCAAAAUUCUAUUCAAGUCAGUUUCUGGAUGUGUUUGAAGCCCAUCACACGGCUGUGGAUUCAGUCAGCUGGAAUCCCUACCACUCAAAAGUCUUCAUUUCCUGCAGCUCUGACUGGACAGUCAAGAUCUGGGAUCACACCAUCAAGACUCCGAUGUUUAUUUAUGACCUGAAUUCUGCUGUAGGGGACGUUGCGUGGUCCCCUUACUCCUCCACGGUCUUUGCUGCAGUCACCACUGAUGGAAAGGCCCAUGUGUUUGAUCUGAGCGUUAACAAGUAUGAAGCUCUAUGCACCCAGCUAGUGGUGGCCAAGAAGAAAAAUAAAAUAACCCAUAUCCAGUUUAACCCUGUCUACCCUAUUGUCAUCAUUGGAGAUGAACGAGGCCACGUUACCUCCUUGAAGCUCUCUCCCAAUCUGCGCAGGAUGCCUAAGGAGAAGAAAGGCCAGGAGGUGAAGAAGGGCCCCGAGGUGGAAAUUGCGAAGCUGGACAAGCUGCUUAACCUGGUGAGAGAGCCGGAGAGCAAGGCAGGGAAGACAGAAAGCCCCAGCCUCGCAGCUCCCCGCUCUGCCAAGGGCAGAGCCCCCAGGCGGCACGGCUCCAAUCCCCGCUCCGUGGGAGGGCACCGGGCCGCAGAAAGCCCGCACGGACCCGAGCGAGCCAGGCGCUGA
Messenger RNA from Opisthocomus hoazin, 1425 nucleotides. The record is from RefSeq and is a predicted model, not a curated record. NCBI's taxonomy places the organism in Eukaryota, Metazoa, Chordata, Aves, Opisthocomiformes, Opisthocomidae.